Messenger RNA from Xenopus laevis (African clawed frog), 860 nucleotides. It is a transcript of the gene nrg4.L, whose product is annotated as neuregulin 4 L homeolog. Gene Ontology annotation, cellular component: extracellular region; plasma membrane. Gene Ontology annotation, molecular function: epidermal growth factor receptor binding; growth factor activity; receptor ligand activity. The record is from RefSeq and is a predicted model, not a curated record. NCBI's taxonomy places the organism in Eukaryota, Metazoa, Chordata, Amphibia, Anura, Pipidae. Gene Ontology annotation, biological process: positive regulation of mitotic nuclear division; positive regulation of cell population proliferation; epidermal growth factor receptor signaling pathway. The transcript has 5 exons. Bases 286 to 585 code for a protein of 99 amino acids.
AAGUUAAGAUAGUUACGAUAGUUGAGAUCACUAUCCUGACAUCAUACAAAUGUAAACAUUUGUCUGCUUCUGAUUACAUGUCUAUGACAGCCUUGGUGUAAGGCAACAUGAAACAACCAGAUCAUCCAAUUCACAUUUUUCAAUGAUAAGGGCUGCUAUCAGUUGGGAUACAGUCAGAUUUUGAACCACUGGAAUUUUUUAGGAUCUGACUAACUGGACUCGGGCAGAUUUUUUCUCUCCAGAAGAUUGUCAUCCUAUCAAAGCCUAGAUAUCUGUCUGCAUAAUAUGACAACAGGUCAUGGAGAACCCUGUGAUACUGAUCAGAGUCUUUUCUGUCUGAAUGGAGGUGUAUGUUACAUGGUACCUUCAGUUUCCAGUCCUUUCUGCAGAUGUAUUGGAAUAUACACUGGUGUCCGCUGUGAAGCAAUUUUACUGUCUAGUGAGAAAACUCAGCCCCAAAGUGAUUCAUUUAUUCAUUUAUUUGUGUUGGCCAUUUUCAUGGGGCUCUUUUUCCUUGGUUUUAUCUGCUGCCUUUGUCGAAACUAUAGGAGAAAACUGAAUAAUCAAAGUGGAGAGGAGCUGUAAACAAGACACCAAUGGCUUCCAGGAAAGUUACAAAAUAUGUAUAAGUACAUGAAAGAUGCAGCCUCGACCAAAAAAAACAUCUAAAUAGGACAUCCUUUUCUAGGUGACUGAAGACAAUCAUGGGUGGAUCGUUGAGCAGAGUUCUGUUAGAAAAAAUGUUGCCUCACACUAUGAAUUGAUCAUUUUGUUGAAAAAAUGUGUUCUUCCCUUUGGGAAAAUGCCUGAAAACACUUGCUGUGCUUCUCAAAGAACUGUUGAUUGUAUAACAGACUGCU